UCUUCCCCACACCUCCUCCCUCCCUCUCUCCUCCUACCCAUAAAGAACCUUCCUUCCAUCCUUUUCCUCUUCUUUCACCAUCCAAAUUCCCUUCUCCUUCUUCUCCAUUGCCAUCACAUCUCAAUUAUCUCCCUUCCCUUGCAGCCAAAGCAUCCCUCCUUCCUUCCUCCCCCGCCAUCCUUCCACACUACUCCACCUCCACCACCAACCUCCUCUUCUUCCUCAUCUUCGUUCUCACCAAUCAUCAUUGUUCACCUCACUGUUCAGCUCCUUCAUCAGCUUCUUCUUCUUCGAUUAGACAAUCGAGAAGCAGAGUCAAGAAGGAAGGAAGGAGGAGGAGAUAUGAAGUUAUCUUUGCUUCAUAACCAGGCCAACCGACGCCGGCAUCAGGAAUAUUCCGGCGGAGUAGCUUCCCCGCCCGAAAGCGUCCUUCGCUCCCCCUCCCCUGUCUUCUGGAUCCUGCUCCACGGCCUCUGCUGCGUCAUCAGCCUCGUCCUCGGCUUCCGAGUCUCUCGCCUCGCCUUCUUCCUACUCUUAUACUCGCCUUCCUCCACCACCACCACCACUACCGCUUCUGUUUUCAACUCCGUCUCGGCCACCGCCAUGACGACGACAACCACCACCACGACGACCACCACCACAACCACCGAGAUGGUUGCCCUCUCGCUCGCUUCUCCCCCGCCACCGCCGCCGCCGCCGACGCACGCGACUAGGAGCCGUGUGGGGGUGGGGCGCCACGGGAUCCGCGUCCGGCAGUGGGCGCAUCCGGACUCGGAGGAGACGAUGCGGGCGCACUGGAUCAUCGAGCGCGUUCAGCGGGAGCAGCGGGCGCAGUACGGAGGCGGCGAAGCCGGCAGUACCCGGCGGCCGAUCAUCGUCGUCACGCCCACCUACGUCCGCACCUGCCAAAUGCUCCACCUCACCGGCCUCCUCCACUCCCUCCUCCUCGUCCCCUUCCCCCUCACCUGGGUCGUCGUCGAGGCUGCUGCCCCCGCCACCGCCCGCCCCUCCAACGACACCGCCGAGUUCCUCGCCCGCUCCGGCCUCCCCUUCCUCCGCAUCCCCUUUCCGGAUCCCAUGCCCGAAGACUCGCGCUUCCGGCGCCUCGCCGAGUCCCGCAUGCGCCUGCUCGCCCUCAGAGUGGUGCGUGACCGGAGAAUGGACGGCAUCGUGGUGUUCGCCGACGACAGUAACGUGCACAGCCCGGAGCUUUUCGACGAGGCACAGAAGGUGAAGUGGAUGGGCGCCGUCUCCAUGGGAAUCCUCAUCCACACCGGCCAAUCGCCGGCCGACGAGGCCUACAAUAACAACGCCUCCCCUGUUCCAAUCCAAGGCCCGGCUUGCAACUCCUCCGGCCACUUGGUCGGAUGGCACACCUACAACCCCCUUCCCAACACCGGCGCCGCCUUCAUCGGCGCCGGAAAGACCGUCUCCCCGGCGAAGAUGGAGUGGGCCGGGUUCGUCCUGAACUCGAGGCUGCUAUGGCAGGACGUGUCCGGCGGGAAACCCGCUUGGGUGCGGGAUCUCGACGACGUGGGCAAGGACGGUGAAGACGUCGACAGCCCGCUGGCCCUUCUCGACGACGCCUCCUUCGUCGAGCCGCUCGGCAAUUGCGGCAAGAAGGUGCUGCUCUGGUGGCUCCGCGCCGAGGCCCGCCAUGACAGCAACUUCCCAACAGGAUCUUCGAUCGGGUUUUCGGAAGCUUAGGCCUUGCAUCUUUUGCAUUCAGAUGGAGACUAAAGCCAGUUCAGGAAAAGCACACUAAGUGGAUUGAUGCACCAAGAAGCCAAGAUUCAAGGAACAACAUGCCGUCGUGGAAUCGACAUGUCUCACGGGAUCAUCAGUAGCUCAAAUAUCAUGACUUCAUGUAGUCCAUGAAGUUUAUAUAUAUAUACAAAGCACAUUUGGGUUGGAGAAGUUUAUGACAUUACUUCAUUUUAGAGUUUGAAUGUUAUAAUUUGCUUCUUGUUUUUUUUUUUUUGCCUUGGAGACAAGAAUUGUGGUGUCUCAACUAAGAAUUCUAUGGAAUAUUUCAUUUACUGCACAAAAUUUUUAACAAACUACA
Zingiber officinale is the source of this 2065-nucleotide messenger RNA. Its product is annotated as probable beta-1,4-xylosyltransferase IRX14. Lineage: Eukaryota; Viridiplantae; Streptophyta; Magnoliopsida; Zingiberales; Zingiberaceae. The record is from RefSeq and is a predicted model, not a curated record. Gene Ontology annotation, cellular component: Golgi membrane. The transcript is spliced from 3 exons. Gene Ontology annotation, biological process: plant-type secondary cell wall biogenesis; glucuronoxylan biosynthetic process. The coding region runs from base 343 to 1707 and encodes 454 amino acids. Gene Ontology annotation, molecular function: xylosyltransferase activity; galactosylgalactosylxylosylprotein 3-beta-glucuronosyltransferase activity.